GGGCUGUGRCGUGGGUGCGGCGGCUCGCGGUUUGAAUUGGCGGCGGCCGCUGAUGGCGGCGGGCGGUACCGGCGCUGUUGAAGAAAGAAACAAGGCUUAAUCAUGGCUGACAACAGUACUCUGGUGUCUGAAACCGGGAGGAGCCUCUUGGCUGAUUCUUCUGUUCUUGAUUCAAAAAUUAUAGAAACCUCCAAAGAGAAUGUGUUUCGUGCAGCUGUUCUGGAUGUUGACGCAGAAGAAAUGCCUCAAAUAGAAACAAGAGUGGUUUUGGUUCAGGAAGCAGGGAAACGUGAGGAGCUUCUGAAAGCCUUGGAGACCAUUAAGAUAAUGGAAGUACCUGUUAUAAAGAUAAAGGAAAGUAGUCCUGAUAAAUCAGAAGAAAAACUAAUAAAAAGUAUAAUUCAUAUGGAAAUUAAAGUGCCCUACAUAAAGACAGACACGAUAGAAGAGCUUGGAGAUGCUGAUUCCCCUGAAUUUGAGACGAUCUUCGUUGUAUCAGACUUUCAAGCUCCCAUCUUUACCAACCUCUGCAAGGCAGAUUGCCGUGUCAUCGGGCCCCCAGUCGUGCUGCACUGUGCACAGAAAGGAGAGGCUUUACCUUUCUCCUGCCGUCCAUUGUACUGUGCAAGUAUGUUGAACUUGGUACUGUGCUUYACAGGAUUCAGAAAGAAGGAUGAAUUAGUUAAGCUUGUGACCUUGGUUCAUCAUAUGGGUGGAAUUAUUCGAAGGGACUUUAGCUCAAAAGUUACUCAUCUGGUGGCAAACUCAACACAUGGAGACAAGUUCAGAAUUGCUGUAAGCCUUGGYAUUCCUAUUGUGAAAGCUGAGUGGAUUUAUAAGGCGUGGGAGAAAAGGAAUGAAAUUGAUUUCUGUGCAGCUGAUGAUGACUUUAGAAAUCAGUUCAAGGUUCCUCCCUUUCAGGAUUGCAUGUUAAGUUUCCUGGGAUUCUCUGAUGAUGAGAAAGCUAACAUGGAAGAAAUGACAGAAAUGCAAGGAGGACAUUAUUUACCAGUUGGUGAUGAAAGGUGUACGCACUUGGUGGUUGAAGAAAGUACAGUAAAAGAUCUUCCAUUUGAACCUUUGAAAAAACUCUAUGUUGUAAAGCAAGAGUGGUUUUGGGGGAGCAUUCAAAUGGAUGCCAGAGCUGGAGAGUCCAUGUAUUUAUUUGAGAAGUCGGAGAGUCCUGACUUCAAGAAGUCGGUGUCCCUGCUUUCCCUGAGCACUCCCAACAGCAACCGCAAACGGCGCCGUUUGAAAGAGACUCUCGCUCAACUGACCAGGGAAACAGACAUGUCCCCAUUYCCUCCUCGGAAACGCCCCUCAGCUGAACAUUCCCUCUCUCUUGGGUCCUUGCUGGAUAUUUCCAACACUCCGGAGUCAAGCACUGCCAAUGGAGAAACACCAAAAUCCUGCACRAGGCCUUCCAAAAACUCAACUCCUCUUCCUCUCAAGCAAUCUGCAAGAUGGCAAGUUGCAAAGGAAUUGUAUCAGACAGAAAGUAACUAUGUUGAUAUUCUGACAACAAUAAUUCAGUUAUUCCARGUUCCAUUGGAGAAGGAAGGACAACUUGGGGGACCAAUCCUUGCACAGGAAGAGAUUAAGACCAUAUUUGGCAGCAUUCCAGAUAUUCUUGAUGUGCAYACUAAAAUCAAGGAAGACCUGGAAGAUCUUAUGAUAAAUUGGACUGAAAGCAAAAGUAUUGGUGAUAUCAUUCUMAAAUACUCAAAAGACUUGUUGAAAACAUACCCUCCGUUUGUGAAUUUCUUUGAAAUGAGCAAGGAGACGAUUACAAGAUGUGAGAAACAGAAGCCAAGGUUUCAUGCCUUCCUGAAGAUAAAUCAAGCUAAACCUGAAUGUGGCCGCCAAAGCCUAGCUGAGCUUCUUAUCCGUCCUGUUCAAAGGCUGCCCAGUGUUGCCCUACUGCUAAAUGAUAUUAAGAAACAUACAGCAGAAGAGAACCCAGAUAAAGUAACUCUAGAGAGAGCUAUUGAAUCAUUAAAGGAGGUGAUGACACACAUUAAUGAAGACAAAAGGAAAACAGAGGCACAAAGGCAGUUCUUUGACGUUGUCUAUGAAGUGGAUGGAUGUCCRGCCAAUCUCCUGUCCUCUCACCGGAGCUUAGUUCAGCGUCUGGAAACUGURGCACUCGGUGAUGACCUCUGUGACAGGGGAGAGCAGGUCACACUCUUUCUGUUCAAUGAUUGCCUAGAGAUUGCGAGGAAACGGCAUAAAGUUAUUGGAGCUUUCAAGAGUCCCCAUGGCCACACAAGGCCUCCUGCAUCUCUCAAACAUGUUGUUCUCAUGCCUCUCUCUCAGAUCAAGAAAGUCCUGGACAUCAGGGAGACAGAAGAUUGCCAGAAAGCCUUUGCCUUAGUUGUGAGGCCACCUACAGAACUCAACAACAAGCUGCUGAGCUUCCAGAUGACAACAGAAGACCCUUGCAAGGAGGACUGGCUGAAGAUGUURUGUCGGCAUGUGGCCAACACUAUUUGUAAAGCAGAUGCAGARAAUCUCAUUUAUGUUGCUGAUCCUGAUUCAGUUGAAGUAAAUACUAAAGAUAUGGACAGUACUUUAAGCAGAGCAUCCAGGGCAAUAAAGAAAACAUCAAAAAAGGUCACGAGGGCCUUUUCUUUCUCCAAAACACCCAAGAGAGCUCUUCGCAGGGCUUUGAUGUCUCACAGUGCAACAGAGGGGAGGAGCCCCAGCUCUGCUACCGAGGGUUACAUCGGCAGCCGCAUGAGCAGCACCUCCUCCUUAGCGAUUGCUCGUUSCUCUUCUACGUGCAGCCUAAGUGGAUCUGUCAAAUGUGCUGUUAAUGUUCAUCGCUCCAGUUCUGUGGAUUGGAGCUCUCAAAAUUCCAAGCCUCGACCUGUGCUGUGUCCUGGCUCUCCAAACACUCGUCUUUCAAAGGCAGUGGAAGCAAAAGCYUCUUCCAGCUUGGAAAGCUUAAAUGGUCAUGCCUUGGACAGACCAUGUGCUCUCCCUGUUAUUACUCCCACUUGUGCUGGUGCUGGAGAUGAUAACCGGUGUGGUGCUGGAAAAUUCUGUGCAUCAGAUCCUGACUGAAGUGAGCAAGAAAUCCUGAGUUCUCUAAGCUAAGAGAGCACGGUACAGCUCUAAUGCACAAAGGCCUUAAAAUGGUGUUGGGUUCUUCUAYAACAUGCUCUAAGGCACAGAGUUGGUUUCAACACUCACAUGUGGUCUAGUUCUA
Messenger RNA from Malurus melanocephalus (red-backed fairy wren), 3211 nucleotides. RefSeq names its product epithelial cell transforming 2 (gene ECT2). The coding region runs from base 103 to 3066 and encodes 987 amino acids. The record is from RefSeq and is a predicted model, not a curated record. Lineage: Eukaryota; Metazoa; Chordata; Aves; Passeriformes; Maluridae. Gene Ontology annotation, molecular function: guanyl-nucleotide exchange factor activity; GTPase activator activity. Gene Ontology annotation, biological process: activation of GTPase activity; nervous system development; regulation of cytokinesis, actomyosin contractile ring assembly. The transcript has 25 exons. Gene Ontology annotation, cellular component: cell cortex; nucleus.